Molecule: messenger RNA, 1409 nt
Organism: Cheilinus undulatus (humphead wrasse)
Lineage: Eukaryota; Metazoa; Chordata; Actinopteri; Labriformes; Labridae
Exons: 2
Coding region: 89-877 (262 amino acids)
Source: RefSeq, a predicted model, not a curated record
CAUUGAUUUAGACAGCUGUCAUUGUCUGGCAGUCUCUCUACACACCAGUCAUCUCAAGAUACUGCAAGAUCACCAAUAAUACUCCACCAUGAGUCACAUCUUCUUCCUGAUAUGUUGCCUUGCAACUCUGAGCACACCGCUCCGUGGAGCUCCGAUAGAUGACCAAAUUGACUCUGGUGAUGGUGAACAUUCAGCUGAUGGUGUUUUAAAGUCUCCUGGUAGCAGUACUUUAGUCAGUGUUACUGAGGCUGACAGAACAACUGAGGACAGCAGCCUGUUGAAUAUGCAGUCACUUAAAGCUGCCCUGAAAACUCCUGACCCAUAUCCAUCCACUAGUCCAACCCCCACCACCACACCUCCUGAUGAUUCUUUCUUCAAGGAGGAAUGUCUCCAGGUGUUUUUCGUGUCAGGUGGACUGAUCAUACUCUGUGCCAUUCUGCUCAUCUCCACCUUGAUAUUGGCCUGGAAGGUGUGCAGCUUAAACAGACGCAUCAAGGAGCUCAGCAACAACAGGGACCUGGUCUGCACCUCAGAGUACUGGAUGGAGGCAGGCAAGGACAAAAACAAGUCAGAGACACAGCCUAGUGAGACCACUGUGUUAAUGUCCGAUCUGAGUCAAAACAAGGAGGAGACAGGUAACGGCACCACCAAGGAAGAAGGGGAGAAGGCGAAAAAGGACGAACAAACGGGGGAGGAGAGCAAGAGCAAGGAGGAUGGGGCUCCAACAAAGAGCGAGGAAGCUGCUGCUACACCUGCACCCGUCUCGGAGAGUUCAACCUCCUCAAAGCCACAAGAGGAGGCCGGACAGUCAAAGGCCGCUGACACUGCAGCAGCCGCCUCCUCUGAGGGUACAGGGGAGGCAAAGGAUGUGGUGUAGAGAGAAAGAGAGUCUGUGUGUGAGGCCAAAGAGCUUCCUGAGCAAUUGCCUUCACUUCCUGAAAGUCUAUUUUAACGCCUUUACUGUAAAUAAAUAACAUGUUUCUCUGAAAGCUGUGCUUUAAAGUAAGUCUAAAAUCUGUGUUGUACUUAGUCUGUGAAACUAAAGCCUGAUUUAUACUUCUGCAUCAAAUCCACGCCCCAGCACUGACUGUCUGGUAUGUGUAGCCCUAAGCAGAAGAUUCUGUCAAUAGCCUGAUGUGCACCUAUAAAAAUGAACCAUGCCGACUGUCAGCUCUGUGAAUGGUCUGACAGGGAGCAUCCUGUGACCAGGGUUAAAAAGAGUUCAAAAAUAUUGUAUCUAAGUAAGAGCACAGCUACUUUGAUUUAAAUUUAGUUAAGUAGAAGUAAGAUUCUUGCUCUGUAAAGCUUCUCAACUUAAAUAAAAAAAAAAGAAUUUAAUGUUUACACAAAAAAACUGAGUAGUUCUUUUUCAUACCAGAGGGAGUUAACGAGUAAAAUAAGAUUUUCUC